Molecule: messenger RNA, 2891 nt
Organism: Erigeron canadensis
Lineage: Eukaryota; Viridiplantae; Streptophyta; Magnoliopsida; Asterales; Asteraceae
Product: nucleolin
Exons: 11
Coding region: 157-2529 (790 amino acids)
Cellular component (GO): nucleus
Molecular function (GO): mRNA binding
Source: RefSeq, a predicted model, not a curated record
AGAAGAUAUAAAUAAAUACAUAUAUAUAUGAUACACGUACAUCUAGGGUUUCAUUAUAAUCCAUCCAAGGCUUACGUUUUCUCAUAUAUAUAUUCACAAAUCACAAUUAAAGCUUAAACCUUUUAAUCUUUUAUAAACCAAUUAUACAAAUUUCAGAUGCCUCCUAAAAACGCUAGAAAGUCCGCCGGUCCGGGAAGAAGAGGCGGAAGAACAAGAGCAGCGGCGAAGGCGGCGGCGCCGCCGCAGUCUGAUCCGGUUCCGGAAGAACCGGCGCCAAUUGAAGAUGUUAUUCUUGAAGAAAAAGUUGAAGAGAAAUUAGUCGUUGAUAAUGGAACUGAUAACAAAUUAAAGAGAGAAGAUAGUGAUGUGAAAGAUUCCGUUGAGGAAUAUGAAACAGGAGAACGGUUGGACUUGGAUGACAAUGAUCCAGAAGAAUCUGAACCCGAGGAGUAUGUUGGUGAUGAGUAUGAUGAGAGGGAAGAAGUAGAGGAUGUUCAAGAAGAGGUUCUUGAUGUGGAGGAAGAAGUUGAGGAUGGGGAAGCUGAUGAGGAAGAAGAUGGUGAUAUACACGAGGGGGAGAUGGAAGAUGCUACCGAGGAGUUGGAGCCUGAGGAGGAUGAACAUGAACUUGAGCAUGAGCAUGCUGCUGAUGAGCCUGUCGAAAUGGCGGAUGCAGAAGAACAGGAACAUCAUGAUGUUUUCAAAGAGAGACGCAAAAGGAAGGAGUUUGAGAUCUUUGUUGGUGGAUUGGACAAAGAUGCUACCGAAGAGGAUCUUAGGAAAGUAUUUAGUGCUGUUGGAGAGGUUUCUGAAGUGAGGCUUAUGAUGAAUGCUCAGACAAAGAAGAACAAAGGAUUUGCAUUUCUUCGAUUUGCAACCGUAGAGCAGGCAAAACGAGCUUGUGUAGAGCUAAAAAGCCCUGUGGUUCAUGGGAAACAGUGUGGUGUUUCACCAAGUCAAGACAGUGAUACACUAUUUUUGGGUAAUGUAUGCAAGACAUGGACAAAGGAAGCUCUAAAAGAAAAGCUGAAAAACUAUGGAAUUGAUACCGUGGAGGAUUUGACAUUGGUUGAAGACAAUAAGACUGAUGGAACUAACCGAGGCUUUGCAUUUUUGGAGUUCUCUUCCCGUUCAGAUGCUAUGGAUGCUUUUAAACGUUUGCAAAAGAGAGACGUUACGUUUGGUAUUGAUAGACCAGCUAAGGUUUCAUUUGCAGAUUCAUUCAUUGAUCCUGGUGAUGAGAUCAUGGCCCAGGUAACGACUGUUUUUGUUGAUGGCCUGCCUUCCUCUUGGGAUGAGGCUCGAGUGAGGGAGCUUCUUAAGAAAUAUGGAAAUGUGGAGAAGAUCGAGCUUGCUCGUAACAUGCCUUCUGCCAGAAGAAAAGAUUAUGGAUUUAUUACCUUUGGGACACAUGAUGCAGCUGUAACAUGUGCGAAAAGCAUUAAUAAUGAGGAGCUUGGAGAUGGAGAUAACAAGGCUAAAGUUCGGGCCAGAUUGUCACGACCACUUCAAAGGGGUAAAGGAAAGCAUGCCUCACGUAUUGAUUUCAGACCUGGUCGUCCUUCCCCUGGAGGUUUUAGGGGUCCAUGGGCACGUCCGGUACCACGUCUUAUACCACGUCCCGUGCCACGUCCUGUACCACGUCUUUUACCUCCUCGCAGUGUAAGAAGAGUUGCAGGACGUCCACCACCUGUUGUUGAUCGUAGUCUUAGGAGGCCUGUUGCAUCAAGAGACAGACGCCCCAUUGUGGCACGGCCUCCAAGGGGUAGACCUGUGGCUCCUUUACCCAGGUCCUACGAUAGAAGGCCACCUGUUCCGUCACACACAAAAAACAGUUUGAAGAGGGAUUACAGCCGCCGCGAGGAGCUUCCACCAAGGAGCAGAGCAGUUCCCGAUUAUGGCCCACCUAGGUCUACCUCAGAAAGAAGCUCUUCUUACAGAGACAAUUACCCAACUCGUGGACCUACAUAUGCCGAUCUCCCUAGAGAGUCCUCUCACUCUUCAUCAAGGAGAGCCUACAGUGACAGUGCUGGCUAUUCAGCACGGUUUGAGAGGCCGCCACCAAGUUACCAUGAAGGCAGGCCCCGUGAUUACAAUCCUGUUCCUGGCUCAAAACGCCCAUAUGCUGCUCUGGAUGACGUUCCGCCCCGAUAUGCUGAUACUGAAGCGCGCCAUUCACGUGUUCGUGUGGAUUAUGAAAUUGGAGGCGGAUCUUCACAAUAUGGGGAUGUUUAUAGUGAUAGACUUGGAAGAUCAAACGUAGGAUAUGGUAGUGGUAGUAGUAGGAGCUCAAUGUCUGCUCAGGAUUCUCAUGGUCUUUAUAGCAGCAGCAGCCGUCAGGGCAUGUCUCUUGGAGGCUCUUACAGUGGUAGUGAUGCUGGUGGUAUGUACUCAUCAAGAUAUGGUGGCGAUUACGUUUCUCGUGGAAGUGAUAUUGGUGGAAGUUCAUACUCAUCAUCGCUCUAUUCUAGUCGUAGCUUGGGUGGCAGUGGCUACAUGGGUAGUGGAGGCUCUGGAUCUUACUAUUGAGGUGCACUCUAUUUUCUCAGUUAUACGUGAAUUACUUUUGGGGCCCAAGGAUAAUCUGGUGUAUGGUGCACUGGCAAGAAUGAAGCAUGCUGGUUACUAGUGAAUUUUAUCUGUGGCACAGAGAGUUUGAUGAAGAGGCUGCUGUAGUUUGAAAUCUUUGAAGGUCAAUCCGUUAUUAUGUCUACACCUCGCGGAUUGAUUCUUUCAAAAACCCUCUUGUUUGCAUGAAGAGGAAUUAAAGUGGUCUUGAUUUCCAUUAGAUGGAGUACAUGUUAGUUAGAUGUUAAGUGUAUCAGCUCUUAUUUUAUGCACCAAGAGAAACCAGACUUUGGUAGUUAUGAAUGCAAGUUCCGAUUUUAAUA